GGGCGGGACCGGAGGGGAGGGGCUCUGUGUGUGUGGAGUGGGACCCUUUCGUGCGCCGGAACCUUGGUGCCGUCGCCGCCGUUUCCCGCCGGCGCGGCGGGCCCGAAGGGCGGUCGCUAUGGCAGCGGCGGCGCUGCUGGCGCUGCUCGCGGUGCCGCUCCUGCUCCUCCUCCUCCUCUUCGGGGGCGCGCGCCGCCUGCGCCGAGCGCGCUCUCGCCCGGGGGGGUCCCGCGCGCUCCCGCGGGGCGUUCGCGCGCUCGUGGUGACGGCGCACCCUGAUGACGAGUCGAUGUUCUUCGCCCCCGCCCUGCUCGGCCUGCGCAGGGCCGGGGCCGCCCCCGCCGUGCUCUGCUGCUCCGCAGGAAAUUAUUACAAUCAAGGAGAGAUCCGUAAGAAAGAGCUGGAGCAGAGCUGUUGUGUCCUGGGGAUUCCUGCGUCCGAUGUCACAGUCAUUGAUCACAGUCUUUAUUCAGUUCUGGCAUCAAGAAACCCAGACAUUUUUGCAAACCAAGUUUGGCUUUUAAGGCUGAACAAGGAAAAUACAGGCAAUACUGAGAAGACAGACAGCAGGAGGUUGCCAGCAAUUCCUGGAAAUAAUGGAGUUUCACAACCAUUGCCUGCAGAUUGGACAUUUAAGGAGGAAAAAUAUCCUUGUGGCUUGCUUGCACAGAAUAAUGAAAAUGCAAAGUCUGUGGAGAAAGUUUAUUAUGGUAAAAAUUCAAAUGCCAUCCUUGGGUUUAAACCAAUGAGCAGCAUAUCAAAUGCCUCAGAAUGAUGACAGCACAGAAAUAACCCAGGUCAGAAAAUUGCAUGUGGUCUCUCCUGGACUUGCUUUUAAUGUCGCGUUAGGCUCUACGUUUUAGUUGUCCAAUGGUUUUGAAUCUCUGAACAGUUUCGGCUGCAAAAAAUACGCUCACAGAACCAUCUUUUGAAAUAGGAACAUGUUAAAUAAACGGGGAGGAGGAAAGGAGGUGUUUCUGUAAUACCCUCGUGCUCUUACCCCGUUGGCAUCUGUCAGCGAGAGCCAAGAAAACGCCAGCGCGUGUCGGGAGAGGCAGCGAGAGGACUCGUAGCAGGCAGACACGUACACACAACAAACAGCAGAGCUGAGGCAGCACUUUGAAAAUUGCCUUCUGCAUAAUGAAACAGAGGGGCUGUGGGAGAAUCUCCACUGCAUAAUGAACCAGAGGGGCUGUGGGAGAACCUCCACGGCUUCGUUCAGCAGCGGCAAAUUUAUUUCAUUCGAAUUUGUAGUGACUCGGAAAAUGUCGCCGUGUUGUUGGAAGCCUUGGGUUGUAUUUCCUCAUCCCUAAAUUGAACCAAGUUAAAUCAAACUCUCAGCUCAAGAAAUGAGAGAUGAAAAGACUCUCCCUCUCCUGUAGUGGCUCUCCAAAAUGUAUAUUAUAUGUCUUCAGGCUGUCAGCCGUGUGAAGCUUUCGGGAUGUGACUCAUAGAAUAAAUAAGUUUGGUCAUUCCUG
Messenger RNA from Neopelma chrysocephalum (saffron-crested tyrant-manakin), 1478 nucleotides. RefSeq names its product phosphatidylinositol glycan anchor biosynthesis class L (gene PIGL). Bases 119 to 775 code for a protein of 218 amino acids. The record is from RefSeq and is a predicted model, not a curated record. The transcript is spliced from 3 exons. NCBI's taxonomy places the organism in Eukaryota, Metazoa, Chordata, Aves, Passeriformes, Pipridae. Gene Ontology annotation, biological process: GPI anchor biosynthetic process. Gene Ontology annotation, cellular component: endoplasmic reticulum. Gene Ontology annotation, molecular function: N-acetylglucosaminylphosphatidylinositol deacetylase activity.